Molecule: messenger RNA, 5587 nt
Organism: Gracilinanus agilis (Agile Gracile Mouse Opossum)
Lineage: Eukaryota; Metazoa; Chordata; Mammalia; Didelphimorphia; Didelphidae
Gene: PCMTD2
Product: protein-L-isoaspartate (D-aspartate) O-methyltransferase domain containing 2
Exons: 6
Coding region: 148-1236 (362 amino acids)
Biological process (GO): protein modification process
Cellular component (GO): cytoplasm
Molecular function (GO): protein-L-isoaspartate (D-aspartate) O-methyltransferase activity
Source: RefSeq, a predicted model, not a curated record
CUGGGCGGCGAGCCCUCGGGCGCCUGGGCCGGGGCCAGGCCCCGGCGGGGCAGCCAGCGCCGAGACCCGAGGACCUCCAGGCCGCAGCCCAGCGCAGGCCCCAUCUCCGCCCGAGGCCCGAGCUCUUCCUAAGCAUCAUCCUUGAAGAUGGGAGGUGCUGUCAGUGCUGGAGAAGACAAUGAUGAGCUAAUAGAUAACUUGAAAGAAGCACAGUAUAUCCGGACAGAGCUGGUAGAACAAGCCUUCCGAGCUAUUGACCGUGCAGACUACUAUCUUGAAGAAUUUAAAGAUAAUGCCUAUAAAGACUUAGCCUGGAAACAUGGCAAUAUCCACCUUUCUGCCCCAUGCAUAUAUUCAGAAGUGAUGGAAGCCCUCGAUCUACAACCUGGACUUUCAUUCUUGAAUCUGGGUAGUGGCACUGGUUACCUCAGUUCUAUGGUUGGACUCAUUUUAGGUCCUUUUGGUGUAAACCACGGUGUAGAACUUCAUUCAGAUGUGAUAGAGUAUGCCAAGCAGAAACUGGACUUUUUCAUCAGAACAAGUGAUAGCUUUGACAAGUUUGAAUUCUGUGAACCCUCUUUUGUUACGGGCAACUGUCUGGAGAUUUCUCCAGAUUGUACUCAGUACGAUCGUGUUUAUUGUGGUGCUGGAGUUCAAAAAGAACAUGAAGAUUACAUGAAGAGUUUGCUUAAAGUUGGGGGAAUUCUUGUCAUGCCACUAGAAGAAAAGUUGACUAAAAUAACUCGAACGGGUCCUACUGCUUGGGAGACCAAAAAGAUUCUGGCUGUUUCUUUUGCUCCUCUGAUCCAGCCCAGUCAUUCGGAUUCAGGAAAGUCAAGACUUGUGCAGUUGCCUCCAUUGGCUGUUCGUAGCCUCCAAGAUUUAGCUCGAAUUGCAAUCCGAGGAACUAUUAAAAAGAUAAUUCAUCAAGAAACAAUGAGCAAAAGUGGAAAUGGACUAAAAAACCCACCCAGGUUUAAGCGAAGACGAGUUCGACGCCGUCGAAUGGAAACUAUUGUCUUCUUGGACAAAGAAGUCUUCGCCAGUCGUAUUUCCAACCCAUCUGAUGACAACAACAAUUGUGAGGAUGUGGAAGAAGAAAGGAGGGAAGAAGAGGAAAAGAGUGUACCUGAAAUGAAGCCAGAUCCUCCCAUAAACUUUCUGAGAGAAAAGGUCUUGAGUCUGCCCCUGCCUGACCCUCUGAAAUAUUACCUGCUUUAUUACAGAGAAAAAUAAGUCUUCUAUUUAUAUUAAGAAAAAGAUACAUAAGGGGGGAAGUGGCGAGGGCCUGACAACAUGUAUAUGACUUGCUUACCUGUUAACAUGGUCACCCCUGGCAUAGAUUGGCUGGAGAAUGUGACUGCUGUGUACUUAAACAUCCUCAUUUUUUUUCUCCUAGUUUCUUGGUGGUGUGCUAAUUUUUUUAAUCUUAUAGCAGGAUUUCCUUUAAAAGUGACUUGGUGAACACAAACUGCCUAGAAGCAAAUAUUUCUUCCAUUGAGGGGAAAGAAAAUCACCUCAAUCAGGCUGUUUUGUAUUUCAGCCAUGCUUUAAGACUAAACUCCAGUUUAUAAUGUUUCUAGGCAGCACCCUAAAGACUACUCUGCAACAAAGUUGCAUAAAAUAGUAUAUGUUGUAUAAUUAAAAUGAAAACUUCUGAUUCAGAUUAUUUUGCUUCUCCCAAAAACCCCACAUAAAGCACAAAUUUUACAAAAGUACACAAAAUCACUUCUGGGGGCAAUACUCUAAAUGUCCAGGUUUGAAUUCUGAAUUUAAGUGGUAUCUGCCCUUAAUCAUUGGCACCGAGUUUGACUCUCAUAGCUUGGAAAAUAUUGUUGCAAACUUGUUUCCCAGAUUACAAAUAAGUAAAUAAAUAGGUUUUUGUGAGUUUGCAGGUGAUAAAUUUUCUAAAGAGACAGUGAUGGAAAUCAUAAAUACAUCCAACUACCCAACUUUGUUUCUACAUAGUAAGGAUCAUAUAUGAGUGAAAUCCUUUAUGGAUUUUUAUCUGGCACUGUUUACAAGCAAAGUCCUGAAAACUUUGUCAAGUAUAGUGUUAGAAAUUCCUAAAAGGAUAUUUUGAGAGAUGUCACAGACUCUUAAUGUCUAAGUUAGCAUGAUUGAUGUUCUUAAGAAUAUGCAGUACAGACCCAGAUAUGGUUGACCUAAGGAUGGAAAUGAAUAUCACUCUGAAGCAACUGACUACUCGGCUUCUCAGAAUAUAUAGAUGAUGAAAAAUCUAGGAAAGUAAUUAGUAGCAAUGUUCCCUGUAGACGGUCCCUGCUUUCUUGACCUCAGUUUAGUAUUUUUCUGUAACUAGAUUAGUAAUGAAAUUUAGCUUUUAUAGUUAACAAAACCAGAUUUUUUAAAAAUAAUUUUUCUUAAGAAAAAAUGGAUCUUUCAAAUUUUAGUUGUGUUAGAUGAAUUUAACUUGCAAUGAAUUGUAAAUUAUACUUUUCCCAGAUUAUGAAGAGUGUAAAAAUAAAAAAGGGAAAGAGUACUCAGUCUUUCUAAACUAGUGAAGAAAAUGGUCUAAUCUUCAAAGUAACCUGACUGAAAAACCUUUCAAUUAACUAAGACUACUUUUGAGAUACACUGGAAUUAGAUUGCUUGAUCCAAAGUGUAUUUGUUCACUUUUUUUUUACUUCCCUGUCAUUUUUACAUGCCCCCAAAAGGCAUGACUGGCCUAAAAUGUACACAGGAAACCCAAACUCUCAGUGUCUAAGAUUUAAACACUCAAUUCACAUUGACUGUGUCUUGUGAUUAAAUAUUAUGUAGCUCUUUGAAAUCACAGGGUAAAUUUAGGUGUCUCUGUGCUAUCUAACUGAUCUCUGUUGAUUUAGGUAAUUUUCUAAAGUUACUCAGUGAAUCUUUAGUCUGUGUACCGACAAUUUUUUCACUACAAAUUAAAAUCUGUGUAGCCAAAUAAAAAGGAAACAUUGGUAUGUCUAGUCCUAAGCUCAUAAAUUUAGACUGUUAAGGAAACUUUAUAUGUUGUUACAUUCAUUCAUUUGUCUUUUGGUUCAGUGUCAAGGUUAUCCACAAUUUUUGCCUCCCAAGAUUUUCAGUUUUCAAAUGACCAGUUCAAUUGCUUGCAGGUCUUCGUGGAGAGAAAUAGGAUUGGUAUAUAUAUAUACAUAUAAAAUUUGACAUUUAUAUGUAAUUUAUAUGGACAUAAGCAAUUUGGAGUAAAUAUUCAUCUGAGAUCUGUGAAAUUUGUUACAGAGAUAGUACAUCUUUACAUUGGCUAUCUUAAAUUUUUUUCUAUAAUUAUAGAAGUAUUUCACACUUUCACCACAUUUGCCUUUUUAUUACUUUAGAAUUUUUAAUGCUCUUUAAAAUGCAUAGAAAAUGAUUUUCCCUUUAUAUUUUAGAAACCAAAAUAUUCAAGCAAUUUGUGUUUUCAUGUUGUCAAGUUGUGCUAUUAUUAUCAAAACAGAAAAACUGAUAGAAGAAUUUUAAGUGUAAUAUAUAACUGUGAAAUAGUGUGGUGUUUAGCCUGCAAAAAUAAAGGGGAAUUGUAAAUAAGGUUCUCCUCUGCUUAAGCACUUGCACUGUAGGUUAGUAUGAUAGGUUAUUUUUAGUUUCUACACAGAUUAACAAUAGAUAAUGUUUUUUUUUGUAUAGUCUAUAAGCCCUUUUAUGGAAUACUGUAUACUGUAACCUGGUUUCUGACUUCUGUUUACUUUUUAUGUUUUAAAUAUUAUGUGAUGUUGUAGUCUUGACAAGUAGUAAGGUCAUAGACUUGUGCAAAGCAAACUUCAGAUGUGUAAAUCUUAAGUAUGUAAGUUGAAAAUCAAAAUCUGUACAUAGAAAGAAGAAAAGGCAAUUUUGCUGAUCUGGAACUUGCAAGGAAUAUGAAACGUGAAUUUUAUUGAGCUCAUAUACAUGAGUGUAUAGACCAUAUAUCAAUAAAUGCAGUUAAGACUUUUUAGCCUUCUUAGCAUUGCUUCUCUAUCGUGCUAUUUUUAAAAGAAUUUCACCUGACUUUUUCUUUUGGAAAAUGUGGUGAAAUUAUUGGUUUUUCUUUUUGUGUGUUUGUACCCACUUUCUUAUGUUGGAAUUGGGCUGAUUUUUUUGGUCUUCAUUUCUCGUCUGAAUGCCCUAUUUUUCCAUUCAGGUAGAUAGUUUAAUUCAGAAUCAUUCAUAGUAGAACUGAAGAUAUAAUUAGUUACUAAUGUGACCUUGGCAUAGGCAAACAGAUUAUGGCUCUAAAGAACUUAAUAGGCUAAUGACUAGAAUAAUUACUUGGCUCUUCAGUAUUAUUCAGAAUUUGCAUGGAAAACCCAGGCACUUCAAUGAAAGAGUAGCACUUCAGGUUUGAUUCACCAGCAGUCAGCUAAUUGGUAGCACAUAACGGUUAAUUGAGUCACCAGCAUAGUUUUAAUAUUUUCUAAUGAAUGGAAAGUGGUUGUUUUCCUAGGUCAUCCAUAAAACUAGACUUCAGAUAGCUCAUUACCAUAUACUUCGCUGUCAUCUACUCUACUUGACCCUAAGAAUCUCAGUAGAGGACAAGUUUUGUUUUGGGGCUUAGUAAAUAACUUUCAAAUCAAAAUGUGCUUGCUGAAAAUGGAAGGAUGGGUGUCACUUAGUAUUUUCAGCAUCAUAUCAUUGGCACUGUUCUGUUUUAUAUAAUUACAUAAGAACUUCAAAUAUUCACAUUUGCCCUUUUUAUUACAUUUAUUUGAUUUUUAAAGCUAUGAAAUGCAGGGACUACACUUUUUCUUUAAAUGUUAAAAAGCAAAAUCUUUUAUCUUUUCAUUUGAUUUUAACAUUUAAAAGGAAAACUUUUGUGCAUUUUAAGAGCCACAAGAAUUUAAUGUAAUAAAGAAAAUAGGUGAAAAUCUGAAAUUCUUAUAGUAUGGAAAAAUGUAACAAAUGCAUACGUACUGUAUAUGUAACGCAGAGACAUAUAUACAUAAACGCCUCGUUUUGGUAAAAUAUAAAUGUCCAACUGGUUCCAUUUCGAAUUAUGUUUCUAUUUUUUGGUCUAAGACUGAAAAGAAAGUGUGAUUAUAUGUUGUGUCUUUAAAUGAACUUAGAGAGGCAUAGUUAAUCCAAAUCAGCCAAAGACUAAACCCUGUUUCAGGAAUUUCAAAUUUAAUCAUCUACAUCAUUACCAUAAAAUUGGUACCAUAUUAUUUAAACUCUUCUCUCUAGAAACUGGGAGGCAGCUGGUCAUCUAUAAAGGAAGACAGUUGAUUCUUUGGGGCUCCGGGUUGUAAUCACCAUUAAAUAAAAGAGCCACCUGGUUCCUUUGUCUACUGUUGGAUCUGGUGUAACAUUAUACAGAAAUCUCAGAUCUUGAAGAGCUGAUGAUGUCACACUAACGAACCACACACGUGUGGCUCAGAAAUCUACUUACCUAAAGUGCUGCUGUUUUUACAAAACUAACCCUGCAUACUUUCGUGUCACUAAAUGUCAGUGGUUGCUUGUCUAUGUUUGGUAUUUAGUUCAUGGCAUUUAGCUAGAUCUAGUAUGAAAGCUGUUCCUUUUCUGGAAUAUCACUUUACGAAUAAAAGCUGUAUAUACUCUGCUGCUACUGUUUCCAUUGAAUAAAACAAAUAUCACUUGUCUAACUCAUAAA